GCGGACUCAUGGCGCGGCAAUGGCGCGGUGGGAAGAAACGUGUGCGCUGCACGUUCUCCCGGCCGCACUAGGCCGCCAGCGCGGACGGGUAUCCCCGACGUAUACCAUAUAAGGCAACGGCGAACAGCGCCCCGCCGCCGCGGUUGCCUGAUAUGGACUGCCGCCCGGGACCGUCCCGAGCGAGCGAGUCAGGCGGUGCCGCACCAUUUGCGCCCCAUCACGACGCCUCGUUGCAGGGCCUGUGGUAAUAUAUACCGACGCCCCCGCUCGCCGCGUCGCUAUCCGCCCACCCAAUGGCAUACUACCGGUACAGCAACUCGACCCCGUCUACACCCCAGGUCUUUCCCUGGGACAUCGCGACCAGUGAGCAUGACACGCCCCCGCAGCCCAUGACCCCGCUUGUCACCCAUUACUCGACGCCCGAGGAGCAAGAACAACAAGUCCAGUUUGAACAGUUCCUGCAGCAACAGCACCAGCAGCCGCCGCUACAGCCUCAGCUCCAACCUCAGCCUCAACCACAACCAACGUACCAGCAGCCGACCACCAUACAGCUGCAAGAGCGUCCGGUGUACACCGCCCAAUAUAGAUUCGACAAUAUCACCCAGGAAGAGUUCCGCCAGCAACAGACAGCACCCGCGAGUGAUGAACGUAGCGUCGGGACGUCAGGUAGCCGGCGCGCUUCGAGUAAGCCGCCAUUGCACAUCUCCACGACGUCUCGAGCGAGCGAGAGCCCCGGUGCAUCUUCUACGCCCGGCGCAGGCCCGAGCAGCGGUGUCGGCCCUGCCCGGCACUCGCGUGCCCCGCACAGCACUCACCCGUAUCGCCGCCCGCACUCGGCGGCGGGCGGGAGAGGUGCGUCGAGGGUGGCUUCCGCGCCCUCCGACUCCGCGACGGUCGCGCGGUUGCACCCAGUUUCGGAGGGCCGCGAGCCUGAGAUGGCUUCGGUCCCGCAGAUGCACGCGCAGGCGCAGCAGCUACAGCAGACGCGCCCGACUCAUGCAGGCGCGAGCACGCUCGCGUCGUCCGCGAUGGCCGCGGCAUCCAUGUCUGUGACUUGUCCCGCAGUGAGUUUGUGGCGGGAUCGCGUAUUGAGACAGAGCACAGCGGGCGGUGCGGGUGCCAGCACGAGUCCACAGGGAGCACUGCGCCGCUACAACGUCUGCACCGACAUCCAGUUCGACACUGUCGACAAUGUCCUCGUUGCCAUGUUUGAGCUUCCUGGUGUGAAGAAGACCGACGUCCGCAUCGCCAUUGCAACCUGCCCGUUCAGUCGCGUCAAGCAGCUCACCGUGUCCGGCACCGCUCGUAGCGCGCUCGCUACGGAGCGAGGGCACUCAAUCCGAGAGCGCAAGGUCGGAGAGUUCGCCAAGAGCAUCAGCAUACCUCCCCAGACUCAGCCCCACGAUGUGCGCACGAGCAUGGAAGACGGCGUGCUCACCUUGAGGAUACCCUGCGGCCAACCAACACAGGCCUUCCAAGCGCAAGACGUGCUCCUCGCGUGAUCCGUUCCAGCCCCCGAAAAUCCCCAUAUCGUUGGUGACCGCAGUGCGAUCGCUGUCCCGACUCGACUGUCCGAACACUACGCAAAACCACAACUCCGUGUGAUACCAAGAGAAUCGUCUUUCACGUCGCUUUCAAAGUUUUGGACAUUUUCUUGCUGUCUUGCUCGCAACCUCUCGCACCUGACUUGUAUCGUGUAGUAGUAACUUAGUACAUCGCCUCUCCGCCGCCGCCUACCAUUGACACCCGCGCCGCCUAUCGUACCGAAUCGUAGAUAUGUACCUCGCAAGCGUUCUCAUCCCCCGAAUAUCUGCACUACGGAAUCCUUAUAAUUUUUCGCGCGUUCAUGGUCUACGUCAAGUUGUUAAGUUGUAGUGACUCGGUACCUUGGUCAACAGCGAUCCUGUCUUCCGUAUAUUGUUC
Messenger RNA from Rhodofomes roseus, 1923 nucleotides. RefSeq lists its product as uncharacterized. NCBI's taxonomy places the organism in Eukaryota, Fungi, Basidiomycota, Agaricomycetes, Polyporales, Fomitopsidaceae. The transcript is spliced from 3 exons. The record is from RefSeq and is a predicted model, not a curated record. The coding region runs from base 294 to 1502 and encodes 402 amino acids.